Messenger RNA from Eimeria maxima, 870 nucleotides. RefSeq lists its product as hypothetical. The coding region runs from base 1 to 870 and encodes 289 amino acids. Lineage: Eukaryota; Apicomplexa; Conoidasida; Eucoccidiorida; Eimeriidae. The transcript is spliced from 7 exons. The record is from RefSeq and is a predicted model, not a curated record.
AUGUUCUUCUUUUUGCUCGUCCCUCUGCUGUACCCGCUGUUGAGAGUAUACAGCGCAUUGGAGUUGUCAGAUAUCUUCUGGCGGCUAUCAAUCCUCUCGAUUCCCUUGUCUCGUGCUGCUGCUGCCGCUGCUGCUGCUGCUGCUGCGGGGGUGCAUCCCACAGCCGCAGCAGCAACACUUGCUGCAGCAGCUGCUGCAGCGGAGGUGCCAGCAGCUGCAGCAGCACCCGGGCCAGAGAGAAUUCUUGCAUUUAAGGAGGAGCUGCUGCUGCAGUUGAAGCGCAGGCACCAGUCGCUGCAGAGACAGCUGGGUUUGCAACAGCAGCAGAAGCAGCAUCAACAGCAACAGCAGCCACAGGAGCAGCAGCAUCAGCAGCACAUGCCGCAGCCACAGCAGCUGCUUCUGGUGUACAGAGUUUUGUAUGGCGCAGCGAAGCUCAAGAUGAAAUUCUCUGAGGCCCCCGAAAUCUUCUCUUUAGUUGUUGAAAAGGCAUGCGAGUUGCUGGAGCUCAGCGAAUCUCCCGAGGGUUUAGGGUUUAGGGUUUUGACGCCCUCGCAAAUUGUUCGAAUAGUUUGGGCAUGCGCAGCACUGCAAACCCCCGAGGCGACAGUCUUUUUCAAGGCCAGAGAACGCAUUCUUGGUUGCAUCGAUAGUUUGGCAUAUGAAGAAAUUGAAGUUCUUCUGCAAGUGUAUGAAGCUGUUGGCAUGGAAGACAACCAACUGACGGCCACACUGCAGCAGGAGUUGCAGCGUAUUGCUCCUCUAGCUCGUGGCACGAAGAUUUCUGCUCCUCGCCGCCGCAACUUCAAGAGAAAAGAGAAGAGGGUGAGCAUGACGGAUCCCAUCCCGUCGUACUCCUUGGCCGCCUAA